Styela clava is the source of this 6912-nucleotide messenger RNA. The record is from RefSeq and is a predicted model, not a curated record. Lineage: Eukaryota; Metazoa; Chordata; Ascidiacea; Stolidobranchia; Styelidae.
UUCUUGGGCGAUAGAGCUUGGAAAGCCGUCUAAUAACUCGAAAAAAAAACAUCAUUUUAACGUUGGUAGACUUCUGCGCGUUGUUGACAAAUUGGCAAAGGGUUAUUGCUUCAUUUUAAAAAACGAGAGUAUGACAUCGAUUCAAGAAAAAUUUCACGGCGAAAAACGAGGAUCACGAGACAGUUGCAUCACGAUAUCAGAACAUUGCAGCAGUAAUGUUGCCGAGUUUUUGUUUUGUCAAAUUCCAUAUUUGCACUCCAUAUUAAAGGUUUGAGUGUGAGUUAUGACAUGGGUAGGUCAGUAAAUAAUCCACUGAUUCAAGCAAUUAUUUGGCUUUUAUCAUUUUAAAUUGAGUUAUAAGCACUGCUUCAUAUUUUAAAUCGUGUCCAUAUUUUUUUGUAUACUCGUAUUAUUCUUAUUUUAUUUUUUGGUGGGUGGGCACGUACUUGUACGUUUUUUAACUUUAUUUUAAGAUAUGCUCGAAGUUAUGCUCGCCUUCCAGGUAUCUCUGUAUUUGUUGUCUGUUUACUUUUUUGUAUUAUUGCGUUUUAGUCAGAGAGCCGAGAUAAAAUGAUUGAUAGAUUCAACAGCGAAAUUAACUACCGUAUUCAUCUACCUGGACUACUAAAUAUGUAGGAAUUUAUUGUUUGUUUGAUGAUGUUGUAAUGUGAGACGUGCGUACAGAUGCGAUAAUUGAAGAUGCCUGGAUGCGGACCAUAAACUCUGAAAGUAAAUAAUAAUCUGAUAACAGGAUAUUAACGAGUAACUUUUGAAAAUGAAAUACUAAUAUUUAAGACACUCAACGAGCACUGGAGCAUAUGAUAUUCUUUUUUUUAAGUUCUCAAUCCGGACAUAUGAUACUGUAAUUAUGGGUGAAAGUGUUGCUUAAUUUCUCACUGCCUUAGGGCUGUAGGGUGGUUAGCUCAUGUAACUGCUGGUCGCUUACCGGACUGCUUUCUCUAUCAUCAAGUCCACGCAACUGCAUAACAAAUAGUGCAACCAAGAUCAUAGCCAGCCCAAAAUAUCUUGAAGAAUCUCGAUACAGACUUAUUUCGCUGUCUAAAUUAUCCAAGCUAGAAAAGUGCAAAUGGCUUUCCUCUCUUGUAAGUUAGACAUGGAAAUCUUAUGAUAUUCUCUAAGCCUAAAUUCAUUAUUUUUAAAAGGCCAAUAUGACCCACUAAAAAUUCAUGUCAAAUAGGGAAAUUAGUGUGUAAUUUCUAACACAUCAAAUCAAACUGUAUUGCAAAGCUAUUAUUUCAGAUUGUCAUUUAUUCAUUUGUAUUUGUUCACCUCAGUUUUCAGGUUUUUGUUUGUAACUAGUUAAUUUAUGAAAUGCUGUGGAAGAUAUGUAUUUUAGGCACAGUUGUACUGUUAAGUAUAGCUUCAUGUCCGGUUGAAAGCAGGACAACACAAACUGAUAUUGUGAAAGGUGUAAUCAGAAAUGCAUUCACAGUGAAGGAUGUGAAAUGUGGCAACACCACUUCAACCUGCAAUGACAAUUACACAUGUUGUAUGAUUACACCCACUGUAUUUGGGUGCUGCGACCUAAAAGAGGCAGUCUGCUGCGAGGAUCAUAAAAGCUGUUGUCCACAUGGAUAUAAAUGUGAUAUUGAACAUAAAAAAUGCAUCCCUACUUUAUCUGGUGAUGCUGUUUCUCUCAAAUUAUUGUCAACAGCAAAUGGAAAGAAAGAAAAUGUCAAAAAUGUUCAAAAAGAUGUCGUGUGUCCUGAUAAAAUUUCCUAUUGUCCAGAAAACACGACUUGUUGCUCCGUUGGGAAGGGACAAUACGGAUGCUGCCCCUACCAAGAGGCUGUCUGUUGUAAAGAUGGCGUCCAUUGCUGUCCGAAAGGCUACACUUGUGAUUUGGUAGACCAAUCAUGUACAAAAUCAGAUCAUAAACUUAAACUAGAGAAAAUUGUAAUGAAUAUUCCUGAAAUUUCUAUAAAGAAUUUACGAAAUCUAGGCUCCAUAACAUGUCCUGAUAGAAGAUCCCAAUGUCCUGAUGGUACUACAUGCUGUAAACUUGCAACUGGUACUUAUGGAUGCUGUCCUAUUGAACAUGCUGUUUGUUGCGAGGAUGGACUCCAUUGUUGCCCCAAUGGUUAUAGAUGUGAUACAGGCGCUGGAACUUGUGUAAAAUCAGGAUCAGAAAUUAGAAUGCUAACAACAAUUGUGUCACAGCAAAUAUUAACCACCGCAAAGAUGGAUGUACAUGAUACAGUCGACAGCUCUACAUGUUCUGAUGGUUCUCAAUGUCCCGGAAUAGAAACAUGUUGCAAACUCAAAUCUGGUGCAUGGGGAUGUUGUCUCUAUCCUAAUGCAACAUGUUGUGUGGACGGUGUUCAUUGCUGCCCAAGCACAUACAAUUGUGUGAGCGGAAAAUGCGUCAAAAAAGGAGAAAUUAUAGUUGAAGCUCUUGAAAAAGUACCAGCUGUGAGAGUUUCGAAUGUGAUCUGUCCUGAUGGUCAAUCAGAAUGUCUAGAUGGAAGUACUUGCUGUAAAUUAGGUUCUGGACAAUAUGGAUGUUGCCCUAUUCCUAAGGCUGUCUGUUGUGCGGAUGGAAAACACUGUUGUCCCCAAGGUUAUGCUUGCCAUGUUUCAGCAGGAACCUGUGUGAAAGGACUGGAAACAAUCAAGGCAUUGCUGAAGAUACCAGCAUCGGUUCCAAAUGUGAUCUGUCCUGAUGGUGAAUCGCAAUGUCCAGAUGGAAGUACAUGUUGUAAAUUAAGUUCUGGACAAUAUGGAUGUUGCCCUGUUCCUAGGGCUGUCUGUUGUGACGAUGGAAUGCAUUGUUGUCCUGAAGGUUAUACUUGUCAUGUUUCAGCAGGAACAUGUACGAAGGGACUUGAAACCAUCAAGGCUUUGUUGAAGAUACCAGCAUCAGUUUCAAAUGUGAUCUGUCCUGAUGGUCGAUCAGAAUGUCCAGAUGGAAAUACAUGUUGUAAAUUAAGUUCUGGACAAUAUGGAUGUUGCCCUGUUCCUAGGGCUGUCUGUUGUAAGGAUGGAAUGAAUUGUUGUCCUGAAGGUUAUACUUGCGAUUCAGCAGGAAGAUGUACGAAGGGACUUGAAAAUAUCAAGGCUUUGCUUGAGAUACCAGCAUCAGUGCCCAAUGUGAUCUGUCCUGAUGGUGAUUCCGAAUGUCCAGAUGGAAGUACAUGUUGUAAAUUAAGUUCCGGACAAUAUGGAUGUUGCCCUAUUCCCAAGGCUGUCUGUUGUAACGAUGGAAUGCAUUGUUGUCCUGAAGGUUAUACUUGUCAUGUUUCAGCAGGAACUUGUACGAAGGGACCUGAAAUCAUCAAGGCUUUGUUGAAGAUACCAGCAUCAGUUUCAAAUGUGAUCUGUCCUGAUGGUCGAUCGGAAUGUCCAGAUGGAAAUACAUGUUGUAAAUUGAGUUCUGGACAAUAUGGAUGUUGCCCUGUUCCUAGGGCUGUCUGUUGUAAGGAUGGAAUGAAUUGUUGUCCUGAAGGUUAUACUUGCGAUUCAGCAGGAAGAUGUACGAAGGGACUUGAAAAUAUCAAAGCUUUGCUUAAGAUACCAGCAUCAGUGCCCAAUGUGAUCUGUCCUGAUGGUGAAUCGGAAUGUCCAGAUGGAAGUACAUGUUGUAAAUUAAGUUCUGGACAAUAUGGAUGUUGCCCUAUUCCCAAGGCUGUCUGUUGUGAUGAUGGAAUGCAUUGUUGUCCUGAAGGUUACACUUGUCAUGUUUCAGCAGGAACUUGUACGAAGGGACCUGAAACCAUCAAGGCUUUGUUGAAAAUACCAGCAUCAGUUUCAAAUGUGAUUUGUCCUGAUGGUCGAUCGGAAUGUCCAGAUGGAAGUACAUGUUGUAAAUUGAGUUCUGGACAAUAUGGAUGUUGCCCUGUUCCUAGGGCUGUCUGUUGUAAGGAUGGAAUGAAUUGUUGUCCUGAAGGUUAUACUUGCGAUUCAGCAGGAAGAUGUACGAAGGGACUUGAAAAUAUCAAAGCUUUGCUUAAGAUACCAGCAUCAGUGCCCAAUGUGAUCUGUCCUGAUGGUGAUUCCGAAUGUCCAGAUGGAAGUACAUGUUGUAAAUUAAGUUCCGGACAAUAUGGAUGUUGCCCUAUUUCAAAGGCUGUCUGUUGUAACGAUGGAAUGCAUUGUUGUCCUGAAGGUUAUACUUGUCAUGUUUCAGCAGGAACUUGUACGAAGGGACCUGAAACCAUCAAGGCUUUGUUGAAAAUACCAGCAUCAGUUUCGAAUGUGAUCUGUCCUGAUGGUCAAUCAGUAUGUCCAGAUGGAAGUACAUGUUGUAAAUUAAGUUCUGGACAAUAUGGAUGUUGCCCCGUUCCUAAGGCGGUCUGUUGCAAGGAUGGAAUGCAUUGUUGUCCUGAAGGUUAUAAUUGUGAUGUUUCAGCAGGAACAUGUACAAAGGGACCUGAAACCAUCAAGGCAUUGUUGAAGAUACCAGCAUUGAAUGUCAAUGAAAAAACAUGUCCUGAUGGUAAAUCUAGAUGUCCAGAUGGAACUACUUGUUGCAAAUUACAAAGUGGAGAAUAUGGAUGUUGUCCGUUAGCAAAAGCUGUUUGUUGUUCUGAUGGUGUGCACUGUUGUCCCAAUGGUUACACGUGCGAUUCAAGUAGUGGGACUUGUUCCAAAGGAUCUGAAGUUAUCAAAGCAUUGACAAAGAUCGCUGCAAAAGGUAUCAAUGACGUCGUAUGCCCUGAUGGUCACUCUUCGUGUCCAGAUGGAAGUACCUGCUGUAAACUAUUUUCUGGACAAUGGGGUUGCUGUCCUUUGCCGAAAGCUGUUUGUUGCAAUGAUGGGGAACACUGUUGUCCAGCAAGUUAUAGUUGUGAUACAACUGGAGGAACAUGUACUAAAGGAACCGAAACAAUCCAAUCCGCAUUGAAAAUAUCUGCUAUGGGAGCUAAUUCUGUUACCUGUCCUGAUGGUCAGUCACAAUGUCCAGAUGGAACUACUUGCUGUAAAUUAUCUUCUGCACGAUGGGGAUGCUGUCCUUUACCAAACGCUGUUUGUUGCAAUGAUGGGGAACACUGUUGUCCAGGAGGUUAUACUUGUGAUACAACUGGAGGAACAUGUACUAAAGGAAUUGAAACCAUCAAAUCAUUGCUGAAAACGUCUGUGAUUGGUCUCAAUUCUGUGAUCUGUCCUGGGGGCCAGGCUCAAUGUCCAGAUGGAACUACUUGCUGUAAAUUAUCUUCUGGACAAUGGGGUUGUUGCCCUAUUCCUAAGGCUGUUUGUUGCAAUGAUGGGGAACACUGCUGUCCCGAAGGUUAUACUUGUGAUACAACUGGAGGAACUUGUAUUAAAGGAACUGAAACAAUCAAAUCUUUAAUGAAAACAUCUGCAAUUGAACUCAAUUCUGUAAUCUGUCCUGGUGGUCAGUCUCAAUGUCCAGAUGGAACUACAUGCUGUAAAUUAUCUUCUGGACAAUGGGGAUGUUGUCCUAUUCUUCAUGCCGUUUGUUGUAAUGAUGGGGAACACUGCUGUCCUGAAGGUUAUACUUGUGAUACAACUGGAGGAACUUGUAUUAAAGGAACUGAAACCAUCAGAUCAUUGUUGAAAACAUCUGCAAUUGGUCUCAAUUCUGUGAUCUGUCCUGGUGGCCAGGCACAAUGUCCAGAUGGAACUACUUGCUGUAAAUUAUCUUCUGGACAAUGGGGUUGUUGCCCUAUGCCUAGGGCUGUUUGUUGCAAUGAUGGGGAACACUGUUGUCCAGAAGGUUAUACUUGUGAUACAACUGGAGGAACUUGUAUUAAAGGAACUGAAAUCAUCAAAUCAUUGUUGAAAAUAUCUGCAAUUGAAGUCAAUUCUGUAAUCUGUCCUGGUGGUCAGUCUCAGUGUCCAGAUGGAACUACAUGCUGUAAAUUAUCUUCUGGACAAUGGGGAUGCUGUCCUAUUCUUCAUGCCGUUUGUUGCAAUGAUGGGGAACACUGCUGUCCUGAAGGUUAUACUUGUGAUACAACUGGAGGAAGAUGUACUAAAGGAAAUGCAAUAGUUGAGGCCUUAACGAAGAUAACAGCAAAUGGUUUACGUGAUUCUGAACAUUGGUGUCCCGAUGGCACGUCUAAAUGUCCGAAUGGAACCACCUGCUGCCAUGUUGAAACUGGCGAUUGGGGAUGUUGUCCUUUUGAGAAUGCUGUCUGUUGUGGAGACAAAAUUCAUUGCUGCCCCAAAUAUUAUACCUGUAACAUGACGGAAAAUUUGUGUAAUAAAAAGAAUAGCAAAAGUGUCGGUAUGGGUGUGAAACUAGUUAAUCAAAAAAAACAAAUUACUCCUCUUUCUACUCUGAAACCUGCAACAAGGAACAGCUUCUUGGACAUUCUUAUCAAGCAUGGUGUAUGGGAAAAACACAAGGGCAAUUGUGUAAUGUGUCCUGAUGAUUCUGAAUGUCCGAACUUCAGUACUUGUUGUCAACUUCCUGAUGGAAAGUAUGGUUGUUGCGGACAUCCAUCUGCCGUAUGUUGUUCAGACCAUUUGCAUUGCUGUCCUCACGGCUUUGUCUGCAAUUUGAAGAGUAGCAAAUGUAUCGGCAGGCAAGAUACCGGGAGUGAACCUUUGACGAAAAUGACGAUUGACGAUCGCUCAUACAAUAAUGAGAUUUCUGCUGGAUUGGAUGAAAUGUAAACUAUAAACCUAUGCAUUUACAAUAGUCUUGUGAUUUUCAUAUUUUUUCCAGUAUAAUAGUAUGAAAUAUUGCUACUAAGGUCCGUUGAUUAAUUUUUAGGGGACGUUAUCUUACAAUUUAAUUUUAUUUUCUAUAAUAUCAAUAAUAUGAUCUCGUUGAAGCCAACUAGCCUUGAACCUAGACUUGAAUUUUUUUUUCAAGCUAGGUCGCAUUUCAAAAUGUCGAGCCCUUUAAAAUCCAUUUCACGUUCUAAUAUUCUAUUUCUAACGUCUUUUAGAAUAUAACAGUUUGAAUACAGAUUUGCAUAA